Messenger RNA from Symbiodinium pilosum, 456 nucleotides. NCBI's taxonomy places the organism in Eukaryota, Dinophyceae, Suessiales, Symbiodiniaceae. The record is from the annotation of a GenBank genome assembly.
GUAGAUGGAGCAAAGCUCCCCCAAAACGGUUAUUCCAACACUGAGGUCUUCAGCCUGCUGGGAGACGUGUAUGUUGCCCUGGAAGGCGGCCCAGGUGUUGCCAAUCAGGCUCGCUUGGCGCUGCGCCGCGGAGCCUGUGUGCUGCCGGUGAUGCGAACGGGCGGAGCAAGCUCGGGACUCUUUAACUUCCCCAAGAAGGCACUGGUGAAGCCAGACUUUGUGGAGGAAGGGCACUGGGAGGCUCUGCAGAGCACAGAGGUGCCAAUAGCCGCCACCGCAGAGGCUGUGGUGGCUUUGGCUGAGGACAUCUGCAAUCGCUUCCCAAGUGGUUGCGGGCGAAGCUUGCUGGAACAAGCGGAUGACAGCGAUGCGGAGGAGAACCCUUUGAGUCCAGUGGCUCGGUCAGCCAUGCGCCCUGAUUUUUGCUUUCGGGGACCAACCAGAUUUGCAGAUUGA